AUGCCAGCUGAACCAAAGACUACUCCGGGAGUGAUUAUAGUCGGUGAUGCGUUGAAUAUGCGACACCUAAUAACUGGAGGAGGAAUGUCGGUGGCUCUAUUGGAUGUAGUUUUACUUCGUGAUCUUCUUAGGCCAAUAGAUGAUCUAAACGAUUCGUUACUUGACCCACGCCCGCUGGUUCUCUUUCUUCAAGUCGCAGCGGUGGGGGUCUACGGUGUUGGGCGGUUGCUUACCCCCUUCCCUUCACCGAGACGGCUAUGGCUCGCAGCCGAGCUGAUCGCCGAUGCGGUUGGAAUCAUGUUUCCGGUUCUUAAAGCUGAAGGAAGUAUGCAGAUCCUGGGUAUGCUGUUGGUCGAUUUUGUUGGCUCAAUACUUUCGUUGAAUAAAUGA
Molecule: messenger RNA, 390 nt
Organism: Lactuca saligna
Lineage: Eukaryota; Viridiplantae; Streptophyta; Magnoliopsida; Asterales; Asteraceae
Source: the annotation of a GenBank genome assembly